Molecule: messenger RNA, 153 nt
Organism: Aspergillus tanneri
Lineage: Eukaryota; Fungi; Ascomycota; Eurotiomycetes; Eurotiales; Aspergillaceae
Exons: 2
Coding region: 1-153 (50 amino acids)
Source: RefSeq, a predicted model, not a curated record
AUGUUUGCGAGCAAAAAAGUCGAACAGCUUAUAGCAGAGGGCGGUGAAUUCAUGAUUGACUUGUCGCAGAAGCUAGCCCGACGACUUACCGUGAUUGGCAUAGAUGCCCAAUCAUUGGAGGAACAGAUUGAUGAGCUUCAGGUAAAGAGCUAG